Messenger RNA from Hemicordylus capensis (graceful crag lizard), 13848 nucleotides. It is a transcript of the gene DNAH2, whose product is annotated as dynein axonemal heavy chain 2. Gene Ontology annotation, molecular function: ATP hydrolysis activity; minus-end-directed microtubule motor activity; dynein light intermediate chain binding. The coding region runs from base 143 to 13786 and encodes 4547 amino acids. The record is from RefSeq and is a predicted model, not a curated record. Gene Ontology annotation, biological process: microtubule-based movement. The transcript is spliced from 87 exons. Gene Ontology annotation, cellular component: dynein complex. Lineage: Eukaryota; Metazoa; Chordata; Lepidosauria; Squamata; Cordylidae.
GUCGCUUGGCGCCGACAGACUCCGCCUCGGCUUCAGUCCUCGCCACCCCAUUGGUGGCUCGACGGAGCUCGGGGCUCCUCCCCCUACGCUUUGCCGUUGAUCCGUUGCUCGUGGAAACGUUGUCGGACUCCUGUGGUGAAAGAUGAGUGCGCGGCGGCGUGGCCCGUCUGGGGAAAAGAAAGGAGGGGACAAGAAAGGACGCCGAAGUGCUGGCCGAGCACCUCCUGUGUCCACUCCGAAAAUUGAAGUUCCGCCAGAGGCGUCCAUCUCUACUGAGAUUGAUGAUGCCGUUGCAGAAGCCCUGGACGCUGAGGAAGAGAUCAUAGCCGAAUAUGUUGCGCCUUUCACCCCUGAGGAGCAAGAAAUUGAUUUGAAACCCUGCAUCCGAAGCCGGGUAGUGCUGAGCGGCCUCAGGGACGAGAUGUGGACAGAGGAGCACGAGGCCACGAUGGACCUCUUCUUGAAGGACGUCACCAAGCAGAUACUGGUGUUCUACAUUGACGACUUUGCUGGCUUGAAAGUGGAGCUGCUCAUGCCACAUCAGGAGCAAAAGCAGCUCACGUAUUUCAUCCGCAAAGAGAAUGUGGACAUCUUAGAAGAGAAUUUCCAUGAGGUGGUACAGUUUGGCACCGUCCGGAGGCCCUACAUCGACUCCCUGAUGCGUGUCCUCAAUGCAGUCUACCUCCCUCGACUGUUUCGCAAGUCGACCUGGCCUGAAAGCAUAAAGAAUGAGUUUUUCCUAGAAGUUUACCACUUCAUGACCUCUCUCACAGACACCCGCUCCAAAAUGAGGGGCCGGACCGUCCUCUACAUCCCAAUGGAGGCGCUGAGCAUCAAGCCGGAGGUGGCCGUCAAGGACAAAGCCCUGGUCCAGCGGCUGGAGACUUCUGUGAUUCAUUGGACCCGGCAAAUUAAGGAGGUGCUGAGAGCCCAAGAGGCUGUAGAGAGCAGAGAGAGCUCUGGCCCGCUGGAAGAGAUCGAAUUCUGGAGGAACCGUUGCACGGAUCUUUCCGAAAUCAGCAAGCAGCUAUGCAAACAGGGUGUGAAGCAUUUUGAGACCAUCCUGUCUCUCUCCAAGUCUUCGUACGUGACGCCAUUCCAGCGACUCUCCAAACAGAUCCAGGAUGGGUCGGAGCAGGCUCAGUCCAACCUCCACUUCCUCUCCAUCCUGAAAGAGCCAUUCCAGGAGCUGGCCACGUUACGACCUAAAGACAUCCCUGAGAAGCUGCCUCAUCUCAUCAGCCUUGUUCGUAUUUUGUGGGUCAACUCCCCAUAUUACAACACUCGUGAGAGAAUCACGGCACUCUUCCGAAAGAUGAGCAACAAAAUUAUCCAGAUGUGCUGCAAAGACAUCUCCCUGGACCGGCUGUUUGAGGGCUACAUCAAUUCCAGCCGGCAGACUCUCCAGGGCUGCAUCGCAUGUAUGUCAUCUUGGAAAGACAGUUACCAGCGUGCAGCCUACAUGCACAACAAGCUUUCUGGGAAGGGCUGGGUCCUGGACCAGACCAGCAUCUUUGCCCAGGUUGAUGCCUUUGUCCAGCGCUGCAAGGACCUCCUGGAGGUCUGUGACAGCCAGCAGCACUUUGCACGCUGGGAAGAUGGCAAGAAGACGCCCCUGCCCUGCUUCUUCGGCCAGGCUGGCCCCCAGAUGACCCGGAGCCUGCUGGAGACGGAGGAGACCUUCAGCAAGUACCUCAACAACCUCCGGAACGUGAAGGGGGGAAUCCUGGACGUCAAGAACACGUCUUGGCAUGAGGACUUCAACCGUUUCCGUGCUGGUGUCAAAGACCUGGAAGUGAUGACUCAGAACCUGAUCACCUCUGCCUUUGAGACGGUGAGGGAUGUAGAGCGCGGCGUGGAGAUCCAGGACAUCUUCUACCAUUUAUCGUCCCGAGAGGCCAUCAAGCGCACCUUCGACAAGAAGACCGUCGACAUCUUCAUGCUGUUCAACAGGGAGCUCUCUCUGGUCAACAAGGAGCUGAGCAAGAAGACCCCUUUCCUGCCGCCACACAUGUGCCAUUACUCAGGCCUGGCGCACUGGAUGCGUGCUCUGCGGCGGCGUGUUGACAAACCCAUGAAGUGCCUCACCAAGGCCCACUUCAUCCCCCACAUCGGGACUGGCGAAGAGAGCUUCCAGACCUACCAGCUGCUGGUGCAGGCCAUGGACGAGAUUGAGCGGAAGACGUUCCAGGAGUGGACCCAGACCCUGGACAAGGACUGCCUGAAGCGCCUCGACACCCCACUCCUGGUUCUCAGCGCCGAGAAGCCAGGGAUGCUGGACAUCAAUUUUGACAAGCACUUGCUGAAGUUAUUUGUGGAGAUCUACUACUGGGACAGGCUGCUCUUUGAGAUCCCCCACUACGUGGUGGAGCUCUACGACAGGAAGGAGGACCUGCGCAACCUGCGGGAGAAUCUGCUGUUGGUGGCGCGGGACUACAACAGGAUCAUCGGUAUGCUGUCCCCAGAGGAGAGGGGCCUCUUCAGGGAGCGCAUCCGCUACCUGGACAGGAAGAUCCAACCCGGCCUCAAGAAACUCCACUGGUCCCUCAAAGGGGCGAGCGCGGCCUUCAUCUCAGAGUGCCGACUGCACGCCAGUAAGGUGCAGAACAUUGUGAAUGAAUACAAAGCAGCCACCUUGGCCAUUGCCCGCCGGGCCCAGCAGAUGAGUGAAGCUCUGCUGGUCCGCAUCACUGGCAAGAGGGUGUAUAAUGACCUGGAGUUUGAGGAGGACCAGAAGGAGCACCGGGCCUUGGUGCAGAAGAAGCUGGUCAGCCUGCAUGACGACUGCAUUGCCAUCAUGAGGCAGACAUAUGAAGUCUUCAAGCAUGAUGGACCAGAGGUUCAACAGCACUGGUUCAACUACACCAUCAAGAUGGACAGGAUGAUGGAGGAGGCCCUGCGGCUGAACAUCAAGUGGUCCCUGAUGGAGCUUUCCAAGGCGAUCAAUGGGGAUGGCAAGACCAGCCCCAACCCUCUCUUCCGGGUGAAGGUGAUCCUGCAGGACAACUACCCAGCCCAGACCCCUUCGGUGGAGUUUUCUCCAACGCUUGCCCAGCUGGCCAACAUGGUCAACGAUAUUAGCCUCCACCUGAUCAGCAGCAUCUCUGUCUUCCGCCACCUCCCUGAGAUCCUCGUCCGGCGCAAGUUUACCCGUGACCCCAUCUGCAUCCUUGUGGAGAAGGACGAGGACAUCAAGAAGAUCCAGGCACAGGUCAGCAGCGGCAUGCAGAGCAAUGCGACACAUCUCCAGACAUACCUGAAGACCUGGGAUGUGUACCGCGAGAUCUGGGAAGUCAAUAAGGAUGCCUUCAUCAACCGCUACCGGCACCUCAACCCACUCGUGUCGUCCUUUGAUGCUGACACCGCUCGGUACAUGGAGGUGGCCAACAACGUCCAGAAGGAGGAGACGGUGCUGAGCAUCCAGUUUGUGCUGCUGGAUUGCUCCCACCUGAAGGCAGCGGUGGUGCAGCACUGCAACGAGUGGCAGAACAAGCUCACCAGCCUGCUGAAUGAGAUGGCCAGCAGCCGCUUGAGGGAGCUCCACGCCUACCUGCAGGAGAAUGCCGCCAACGUCAGCCGCCCUCCACAGACCCUGGAGGAGCUCAGCCGCAGCCUGCAGCUCCACGAGACCCUCCAGCAGGAGCUGCCCAAGAUCGAGGCACAGAUCCCGCCCAUCCACGAGCAGUUUGCCAUCCUGGAGAAGUACGAGGUGGCCGUGGAGGAGGAGGUGCUGCAGCUGCUCGGAGAACUCAACUCAGAGUGGCUCUCCUUCCAGCAAUGCAUCCUGGACAGUGAAGUCAUGCUGAAGAAGCACAAGGAGAAAUUCAAGACGGGCCUCAUCCUUUGUGCAGAUGACUUCAAGAAAAAGGCCCAGACUCUUCUCCAAGACUUUGCCUUCAAUGGUCCCUUCACGAGUGCCUUCUCUGCGGACGCGGCCCUGGAGCAAAUCUACGCCAUGAGGCAACUGCUGGCCAACUUGAAGGACGAGGAGAACACACUGCGCUCCAACCUGGGCAUCUUUAAGAUUGACCAGCCUGCCUCUAAAGACCUUCAGAAGCUGGAGAGGGAGCUGGACUACAUCCAGCAAGUGUGGGAGAUCACCAAGGAGUGGGAGGACCACUGGAAUGAGUGGAAGACCGGGAGCUUUAAGACCCUGAAGACAGAAGUGAUGGAGAACACAGCCUUUCAGCUCUUCCGGAAGUUGAAUAAGCUGAGCAAGGAACUUAAGGAUCGGAACUGGGAGAUCAUCGAGACCUCCAAGUCCAAGAUUGAGCAGUUCAAGAGGACAAUGCCCUUGAUCACUGACCUCAGGAACCCGGCCUUGCGGGACAGGCACUGGGAUCAGGUGAAAGAUUUGGUCCUCAGAAGCUUUGAUGAGACGGCGGAGGAUUUCAGGCUGGAGAAUAUCAUUGAGCUGGGUCUGGAUCAGCACGUGGAGAAGAUUGCGGAGAUCUCCGCCUCGGCCACCAAGGAGCUGGCGAUCGAGCAGGCUCUUGAGAACAUUGCCAAGACCUGGGAUGUAACAGCCUUGGACAUUGUGCCCUACAAGGACAAGGGGCACCACCGAGUCAGAGGGACAGAGGACGUUUUCCAGGCACUGGAUGAUAACCAGGUGGCCUUGUCCACGAUGAAGGCCUCGCGCUUUGUGAAGCCCUUUGAGAAGGAAGUGGACCGUUGGGAGCGCUGUCUCUCCCUCAUCCUGGAGGUGAUCGAGAUGCUGCUGACCGUGCAGAGGCAGUGGAUGUAUCUGGAGAACAUCUUCUUGGGGGAAGACAUCCGCAAACAGCUGCCCAGCGAGUCUUCGUCCUUUGACCACAUCAACAGCAGCUGGAAGGCCAUCAUGGACCGCUUUGUCAAGGAGAACAAUGCCCUGCGGGCCACCCAUUACCCAGGCCUCCUGGACAAGCUGGGGGAAAUGAACGCUGCCCUGGAAGAGAUCCAGAAGUCUCUGGACAUGUACCUGGAGACCAAGCGCCACAUCUUUCCCCGCUUCUACUUCCUCUCCAAUGAUGACCUGCUGGAGAUCCUGGGCCAGUCACGCAACCCUGAGGCUGUCCAGCCCCACCUCAAGAAGUGCUUUGACAACAUCAAGUGCCUCAAAAUCCAGAAGAUUGGCAACACCAAUCGCUCCGAAGCCUUGGGCAUGUUCUCUCUGGAUGGCGAAUACAUCGACUUCACCCACUCAGUGCAGCUGGAGGGCCCUGUAGAGGAGUGGCUGUGCGAUGUGGAGCGGGCCAUGCGCUGGACCUUGCGGGAGGUGCUGAGGAACUGCCGACUCGCCUUGAAGAAGAUGCUGACCAAGAGGGACAAAUGGGUGAAGGAGUGGCCUGGACAGAUGGUGAUCACCGCCAGCCAGAUCCAGUGGACAGCAGAUGUGAGCAAGUGCUUGGCCACCUGCAAGGACCGAGGAGACAAGAAAUAUCUCAAGGUCAUGAAGAAGAAGCAGGUGUCCAUGCUCAACAAAUACUCGGAGGCCAUUCGGGGCAAUCUAACCAAAAUCAUGCGCUUGAAGAUUGUGGCCCUGGUGACCGUGGAGGUCCAUGCCCGGGACGUCAUCGAGAGGCUCUACAAGAGUGGCUUGAUUGACGUGACGUCCUUCGAGUGGCUGAGCCAGCUGCGCCUCUACUGGGAGAAGGACCUGGACGACUGCGUCAUCAGGCAGACCAACACCCAGUUUGCCUACGGCUAUGAAUACCUGGGGAACUCUGGCCGGCUGGUCAUUACCCCUCUCACUGACAGGUGCUACAUGACUCUGACCACCGCCCUCCACCUCCACCGGGGAGGCUCCCCCAAAGGCCCCGCAGGCACAGGCAAGACUGAGACGGUGAAGGACCUGGGCAAGGCCUUGGGCAUGUACGUGAUUGUUGUGAACUGCUCAGAAGGCCUGGACUACAAAUCCAUGGGGCGAAUGUACUCUGGCCUGGCCCAGACUGGCGCCUGGGGCUGCUUUGACGAGUUCAACCGCAUCAACAUUGAGGUGCUUUCAGUGGUCGCCCAGCAGAUCCUCUCCAUCCUCUCCGCUUUGGCUGCCAACAUGACCCGCUUCACCUUUGAAGGCCACGAGAUCAACCUGGUGUGGUCUUGUGGCAUCUUCAUCACCAUGAACCCAGGUUAUGCUGGGCGCACGGAGCUGCCGGACAACCUCAAGUCCAUGUUCCGCCCCAUCUCCAUGGUGGUGCCGGACUCCACACUCAUUGCUGAGAUCAUCCUCUUUGGAGAAGGGUUCAACAACUGUAAGGUCCUCGCGAAGAAGGUCUACACCCUGUACUCCCUGGCAGUGCAGCAGCUGUCCAAGCAGGACCACUAUGACUUUGGCCUUCGGGCCCUCACGUCUCUGCUCCGCUAUGCGGGGAAGAAGCGCCGGGUGCGGCCUGAUCUUGCGGAUGAGGAGGUCCUCCUGAUGGCCAUGAAGGACAUGAACAUUGCCAAGCUGACGUCCGGCGACGUGCCCCUCUUCAAUGCCAUCACUCAGGACCUCUUUCCCGGCAUUGAGUGCCCCGUCAUUGACUACGGAAAGCUCAAGGAGAUGCUGGAGUUGGAGCUGAGGGAGAUGGGGCUGCAGGUGAUACCCUUCACCAUCACCAAGGUGAUCCAGCUAUACGAGACCAAGAACUCCCGCCACUCCUCCAUGAUCGUGGGCAACACGGGCAGUGGCAAGACCGUGACCUGGCGGGCCCUGCAGGCCACCCUCUGCAGCCUGCACAAGAGCGGAGACACCUCCUUCAACAUGGUCCGGGAGUUCCCCCUGAACCCGAAGGCCAUUUCCCUGGGCGAACUGUAUGGCGAGUAUGACCUCAACACCAAUGAGUGGACAGACGGCAUUCUGUCCUGCGUCAUGCGGACAGCGUGUGCAGAUGAGAAACCGGACGAGAAGUGGAUCCUCUUUGAUGGCCCAGUGGACACGUUGUGGAUUGAGAGCAUGAACUCAGUCAUGGAUGACAACAAAGUGCUGACCUUGAUCAAUGGUGAGAGGAUUGCCAUGCCUGAACAGGUUUCCCUGCUCUUUGAAGUAGAGAACCUUGCAGUAGCUUCACCAGCCACUGUCUCUCGGUGUGGGAUGGUUUACACUGACUACAGCGACCUGGGCUGGAAGCCCUAUGUCCUUUCCUGGAUUGAAAAGCGCCCAAAGGCUGAAGCAGAAACCCUCCAGCGCAUGUUUGACAAAUUCACCAACAAGAUCCUCACCUUCAAGAAGGACAACUGUCAGGAGCUGGUCCCGAUUUCUGAAUAUAGCGGAAUUGUGGCUCUCUGCAAGCUCUUCUCAUCCUUGGCCGCUUCAGAGAAUGGGCUGAACCCAGCAGACAGCGAGAACUACCUGACGGUGGUGGAGAUGUACUUUAUCUUCAGCAUGAUCUGGUCCCUAUGUGCAGCAGUGGACGAGGAGGGCCGGAAGAAAAUCGACAACUACCUUCGAGAGAUGGAGGGCUCCUUCCCUAACAAGGACACGGUGUACGAGUAUUACGUUGACCCUAAGCGGAAGCAGUGGGCUUCCUUUGAGGAUAAGCUUCCCAAGAUGUGGAGAUAUCCACCCAACGCCCCCUUCUACAAGAUCCUCGUCCCCACCGUGGACACCAUGCGUUACGACUACCUGGUCACCGCCCUCGUCUCCAACCAGAACCCCGUGCUGCUCGUGGGCCUGGUGGGGACAGGCAAGACCUCCAUCGCACAGGGUGUGCUCCAGUCCCUCGACAGCCUCAAAUGGGCUGUCCUGACCAUCAACAUGUCGGCACAGACCACCUCGAACAACGUCCAGGGCAUCAUAGAGAGCCGUGUGGAGAAGCGCACCAAGGGGGUGUACGUGCCUCUGGGCGGCAAGAGCAUGAUCACCUUCAUGGACGACCUCAACAUGCCUGCCAAGGACCUCUUUGGCUCCCAGCCCCCCCUGGAGUUGCUCCGCCUCUGGCUGGACUAUGGCUUCUGGUAUGACCGGGCCAAGCAGACUAUCAAGUACAUCAAGGACAUGUUCCUGAUGGCAGCCAUGGGACCCCCCGGAGGAGGCCGCACGGUGAUAUCCAGCCGACUUCAGAGCCGCUUCAACCUCAUCAACAUGACCUUCCCAACAGAGUCCCAGAUCCGUCGCAUCUUUGGCACCAUGAUCAACCAGAAGCUCCAGAACUUUGACGAAGGGGUGAAGCCCAUCGGGAACGUCAUCACGGAGGCCACCAUAGAGCUCUACAACAGCGUCGUCCAGAGGUUCUUGCCCACUCCAGCCAAGAUCCACUACCUCUUCAACCUGCGUGACAUUUCCAAGGUGUUCCAGGGCAUGCUACGGGCUCAUAAGGAUUUCCACGACACCAAGCCCAGCCUGACACGCCUCUGGAUCCAUGAGUGCUUCAGGGUCUUUUCUGACCGGCUGGUGGAUGCUGCAGAUAUGGAGACCUUCAUUGUCCUCUUGAGUGAGAAGCUAGGCACAUGCUUUGACGUGACCUUCCACAAUCUCUGCCCCAACAGGCGCUCCCCUAUUUUUGGGGACUUCAUGCGGAACGUGUACGAGGACAUGACGGACAUGGCCGUCCUGAAGGCAGAGAUGGAGCGGGCACUGGGGGACUACAACCGGAUGCCAGGGGUGGUGCGCAUGAGGCUGGUGCUCUUCCGAGAUGCGAUUGAACACAUAACCCGUAUCAUCCGGGUGAUCAGCCAGCCCCGUGGGAACAUGCUCCUGGUGGGCAUCGGAGGCAGCGGGCGCCAGAGCCUCGCCCGCCUGGCCUCGUCCAUCUGCGAGUACUACACCUUCCAGAUCGAGGUCUCCAGGCAGUACCGCAAGCAGGAGUUCCGUGAAGACAUCAAGAGGCUCUACCGCCAGACGGGGGUCGAUCAGAAGCCCACCACCUUCCUCUUUGUGGACACUCAGAUUGCAGACGAAUGCUUCCUAGAGGACAUUAAUAACAUCCUCAGUUCUGGGGAGGUGCCCAACCUCUACAAGGCGGACGAGUUUGAGGAGAUCCAAACCCACAUCAUAGACGCGGCUCGGAAGGAGGGCAUCCAGGAGAGCCAGGACAGCAUGUUUGCCUACCUGAUUGAGAGGGUGCGGAACAACCUGCACGUGGUGCUGUGCCUGAGCCCCGUGGGUGAUCCCUUCAGGAACUGGAUCCGCCAGUACCCCGCCCUGGUGAACUGCACCACCAUUGACUGGUUCUCCGAGUGGCCCAAGGAGGCGCUGCUGGAGGUGGCGGAGAAGUACCUGGAGGGCAUGGAACUGGGGAGCGUGGAAAGAGGCAGCCUCGAUACGAUCCACAAGCGUGUGGCUCGGAUCUUUGUGACCAUGCACUGGUCCGUGGCCAGAUACUCGCAGCGGAUGCUGCUGGAACUGAGGCGCCACAACUACGUCACCCCCACCAACUACCUGGAGCUGGUCUCUGGCUACAAGAAGCUCCUGGCGGAGAAGCGGAAGGAGCUCAUGGAGCAGGCCAGCAAGCUGCGCAACGGCCUCUUCAAAAUCGACGAGACGCGGCAGAAGGUGGAGGUGAUGACACUGGAGCUGGAGGAUGCCAAGAAGAAGGUGGCCGAGUUCCAGAAGCAGUGCGAGGAGUACCUGGUCAUCAUUGUCCAGCAGAAGCGGGAGGCUGACGAGCAGCAGAAGACCGUGACGGCGAAUAGCGAGAAGAUUGCCAUCGAAGAGGUCAAGUGCAAAGCCUUGGCUGACAAUGCCCAGAAAGACCUGGAGGAGGCGCUGCCUGCCCUGGAAGAGGCCAUGCAGGCCUUGGAGUCGCUCAACAAGAAGGACUUGACUGAGAUCAAGUCUUACGGGCGGCCACCCACCUUGGUAGAGACGGUCAUGCAGGCCGUCAUGAUCCUGCGCGGCAGUGAGCCCACCUGGGCAGAAGCCAAGAAGCAGCUGGGUGAGCCCAACUUCAUCAAGCAGCUGGUCUACUACGACAAGGACAACAUCUCUGACAAGGUGCUCAAGAAGAUCAGCGCCUACUGCUCCCAGCCGGACUUCCAGCCGGACAUCAUCGGGCGGGUCUCCCUGGCUGCGAAAUCCCUAUGCAUGUGGGUGCGAGCCAUGGAGAAGUACGGCCGCAUCUACCGUGUGGUUCAGCCCAAGCGUGAUCGCAUGAAUGCCGCCCUGGCCCAGUUGGCAGAGAAGCAAGCCGCCCAGGCUGAGGCCCAGGAGAGGCUCCGAGAGGUGGCUGAGAAGCUGGAGAUGCUCAAGAGGGAGUAUGAGGAGAAACUGGCCCAGAAGGAGGAGCUGCGCAAGAAGAUGGAGGAGAUGGAGAUCAAGCUGGACCGGGCUGACAAGCUGGUGUCGGGCCUGGCUGGCGAGAAGAUCCGGUGGGAGGAAACGGUCAAGGGUCUGGAGGAAGAUCUGAGCUACCUGGUGGGAGACUGCCUCCUGGCAGCGGCCUUUCUCUCCUACAUGGGGCCCUUCCUGUCGAAUUACCGGGACGAGAUUCUCUCGCACAUCUGGAUCAGACAGGUCCGAGAGCUGCAAGUGCCCUGCUCCCCUCGCUUCACGUGCGACGGCUUCCUCACCAACCCAACCAUCGUCCGCAACUGGAACAUUCAGGGGCUGCCGUCCGACAGCUUCUCCACUGAGAACGGGAUCAUCGUCACACGAGGCAACCGGUGGCCUCUUAUGAUUGACCCGCAGUGCCAGGCAACUAAAUGGAUCAAGAACAUGGAAGCCAAGAAGGGCCUCAAGAUCAUCGACCUGCAGAUGCCAGAUUACCUGCGCAUCCUUGAGAACGCCAUCCAGCUUGGCUCCCCAGUGCUGCUGCAGAACGUGCAGGAGGAACUGGACCCCACGCUGGCCCCCAUCCUCAACAAGUCGGUCACCAAAGUGGGUGGGCGCCUGCUGAUCAGGCUGGGUGACAAGGAGGUGGACUACCACCCUGAGUUCCGCUUCUACCUCACGACCAAGCUGCCCAACCCACAUUAUACCCCAGAGACCUCCUCCCAGACCACCAUUGUCAACUUUGCCGUCAAGGAGCAGGGCCUGGAGGCUCAGCUCCUGGGCACUGUGGUGCGGCGGGAGAGACCCGAGUUGGAAGAGCAGAAGGACUCCCUGGUGCUCAACAUUGCAGCAGGCAAAAGGAAGCUGAAGGAGUUGGAGGAUGAGAUCCUGAGGCUGCUGAAUGAAGCCACCGGUUCCCUCUUGGACGACGUGCAGCUCGUGAACACGCUGCAGACAUCCAAAGUCACAGCCACCGAGGUCACAGAGCAACUGGAAACGAGUGAGACGACAGAGAUCAAAAUUGACACGGCCCGGGAGGCCUACCGGCCCUGUGCUCAGAGGGCCUCCAUCCUCUUCUUCGUCCUCAACGACAUGGGCAGGAUCGACCCCAUGUACCAGUUCUCUCUGGACGCCUACAUCGAUCUGUUCAACCUCAGCAUCAACAAGAGCCAGCGGAGCACCAAGCUGGACGAGAGGAUCCGCUACCUCAACGAAUACCACACCUAUGCUGUCUACAGGUACACCUGCCGGGGCCUCUUUGAACGCCACAAGCUGCUCUUCAGCUUCCAGAUGUGUGCCAAGAUCCUGGAGACCUCGGGCAACCUCAAGAUGGAUGAGUACAACUUCUUCCUGCGUGGGGGAGUGGUGCUGGACCGGGAGGGGCAGAUGGACAACCCCUGCACCAGCUGGCUGGCUGACACCUACUGGGACAACAUCACGGAGCUGGACAAGCUCACCAACUUCCACGGCAUCAUGAACUCCUUUGAGCAGUAUCCCCGCGACUGGAACCUCUGGUACACCAACUCCAAGCCGGAGAAGGCCAUGCUGCCAGGCGAGUGGGAGAACUCCUGCAACCAGAUGCAGCGGAUGCUGGUCGUCCGGUCCCUCCGGCCGGAUCGCGUGGCCUUCUGCGUCACGGCAUUUAUCGUCUCCAACUUGGGCUCCCAGUUCAUCGAACCCCCAGUGCUCAACAUGAGGUCGGUGGUGGACGACUCCACGACAAAGACCCCGCUGAUCUUUGUGCUGUCCCCGGGCGUCGACCCCACCUCCUCUCUGCUCCAGCUGGCAGAGCAGUCAGGCAUGUCCCAGCGCUUCCAUGCCCUCUCGCUUGGCCAGGGCCAGGCGCCCAUUGCCACCCGCAUGAUCAAAGAUGGCGUCCGCCAGGGCAACUGGGUCUUCCUGGCCAACUGCCACCUCUCGCUCUCCUGGAUGCCCCAGCUGGACAAGCUGGUGGAGCAGCUGCAGAUUGAGGAGCCACACCACGCCUUCCGCCUGUGGCUCAGCUCCAGCCCACACCCGGACUUCCCUAUCUCCAUCCUGCAGGCCGGCAUCAAGAUGACCACGGAGCCUCCCUCGGGCCUGAAGGCCAACAUGAAGCGCCUCUACCACCUGAUCACCGAGCCCCAGUUCACCCGCUGCACCAAGCCGGCCAAGUACAAGAAGCUGCUCUUUGCCCUCUGCUUCUUCCACAGCAUCCUGCUGGAGCGCAAGAAGUUCCUGCAGCUGGGCUGGAACAUCAUCUACGGCUUCAACGACUCGGACUUUGAGGUGUCUGAGAACCUGCUGAGCCUGUACUUGGACGAGUACGAAGAGACCCCCUGGGACGCCCUCAAGUACCUCAUUGCAGGAGUCAAUUACGGGGGCCACGUGACGGACGACUGGGACCGGCGCCUCCUGACCACGUACAUCAACGACUACUUCUGCGAGCAGAGCGUGGCGACCCCCUUCUACAAGCUCUCCGUGCUGGACACCUACUACAUCCCCAAGGAUGGCAAACUGGCUUCCUACCAGGAGUACAUCAGCCUGCUGCCUGGCAUGGACCCGCCAGAGGCCUUUGGCCAGCACCCCAACGCAGACGUGGCCUCCCAGAUCACCGAGGCCAGGACCCUCUUCGAGACCCUCCUCUCCCUGCGGCCCCAGACCACGCCCAGGGGGGGCGCUGGGCAGAGCCGGGAGGACAAGGUGCUGGAGCUUUCGGCUGAUGUGCGCAGCAAGAUCCCGGAGGAGAUCGACUAUGAGGGCACCUGCAAAGUGCUCUCUGGAGACCCCUCCCCACUCAACGUGGUCCUGCUGCAGGAGAUCCAGCGCUACAACUCCCUGCUGCAGGUCAUCAUCUCAUCCUUGGUGGAGCUGGAAAAGGGCAUCCAGGGCCUGGUCGUCAUGUCCACGGAUCUGGAGGAGAUCUUCAACUGCAUCUUUGAUGCCCGUGUGCCCCCCAUGUGGGAGAGGGCCUAUCCGUCCCAGAAACCGCUGGCCGCCUGGACCCGGGACCUGGGCCUGCGCGUGGAGCAGUUCACCCGCUGGGCAAACACGGCUCAUCCGCCCGUGCUCUUCUGGCUCUCGGGCUUCACCUUCCCGACGGGGUUCCUGACCGCGGUUCUGCAGGCCGCCGCCCGCCAGAACAAUAUCUCCGUGGACACUCUCUCGUGGGAGUUCAUUGUCUCCACAGUGGAUGACAACAACCUUGUCUACCCACCCAAGGUAGGUGCCUCCCCCUGCUGGGCGGGGAGGAAGCCGCUGCCCCGCCCUGCCUUCAGUCCUGCCUGCUGCCUCUGCCCUCCAGGAAGGUGUCUGGGUGCGAGGCCUCUACCUGGAGGGCGCCGGCUGGGACAAGAAGAAUUCCUGCCUGGUGGAGGCGGAGCCCAUGCAGCUGGUCUGCCCCAUCCCCACCAUCCACUUCAAGCCUGCGGAGAACAAGAAGAAGAGCGGCAAGGGGAUCUACUCUUGCCCCUGCUACUACUACUCCAACCGGGCCGGCACCUCCGGGAGGCCCUCCUUCAUCAUUGGCGUCGACCUGCGCUCCGGAGCCAUGUCUGCCGAUCACUGGAUCAAGCGAGGCACCGCUCUGCUGAUGAGCCUGGAUACCUGAAUGUCCACCUCCACUCCCACUGACACCCCCCCCCCACCGCCCUUUAAUAGAAGUAGGUAAAUUAAAUAAAGCGGUUGUGUUUACA